AUGAAAAUUAUUGCACGGUACCGUCAUCCGGAGGUCGCAAAACUUCCGCCAUUACCAAAGCAAAACAGUCCUACAUUGCCACGGUCAGCAGGGCGAUCACAAAAAGGACUAAUCAGUCUUUAUUGGGAUUUAGAAAACUGCGCGAUACCUCGUCAACAGUUACCGUUCGAUAUCGUGCAACGCAUUCGAAGCCGCUUCGUUACACCUGAUUUGCGAGAAGUGGGUUUUAAUUGUUAUUGCGAUGCAAAAUCUAUAUCAAACGAAAAUCGAAUUAGCUUAUCUCAUGCAAAUGUCAAUAUUGUUGAUGUUCCAGAUAGAAAACCUGGCGGAGUUGACCGAAAAAUAUUACUGGAUUUAGAUAGAUUCGAACGCACUCAUAACCCUCCGGCAACUGUCAUAUUAAUAUCUGGUGAUAUUGAUUUUGUUAUAGAACAAUCUAGUGUUACACAUGUAAAUAAAUAG
Molecule: messenger RNA, 462 nt
Organism: Didymodactylos carnosus
Lineage: Eukaryota; Metazoa; Rotifera; Eurotatoria; Philodinida; Philodinidae
Source: the annotation of a GenBank genome assembly